ACAAAACCUCAUAUAUAUUAGUCUUUUACACUGUAUCCACAACAGAUCUAUUAUAAACAUAUUAUUUCCAUUAUAAAUACCACGAUCACCUAAGACUGUAAUAUUAUAAGGCUAACACUUCAAUCAUGGGGUCAGGUGCAAGUAAAGGUGGUUCAUACAAGCUAACAUAUUUCAAUGGUAAAGGACGAGCAGAAGUUGCUCGUCUUUGCUUGGCGGCUGCGGGGGUCAAGUAUGAAGAUAUUCGAGUGGAGCAAUCCGACUGGCCAGCAUUAAAACCAAAAACUCCGUUAGGAUUUUUACCAGUGUUAGAAGUAAAUGGAAAAGAACUGACACAGAAAUUGGUCGUCGACAGAUAUCUUGCAGGACAAUUUGGUCUCUUUGGAAGUAAUGACAUGGAAAAAGCAAAGAUAGAUGAAGUGAUGACGACAAUAGCAGAUUUCACUGUUGAUUGUACAAAGCCUGUUUUUAUCAAAGAGGAGGCUGCGAAGGCUGAAGCCGUUAAGUCUAUAGUGGAUACCAAACUACCUGCCAUUAUGGCCUACCUAGAAAAGGCAUUGGAUGCCAAUCAGACAAACAGUGGAUUUAUAGUGGGAGGAAAGUUAUCCGUGGCAGAUUUGACAAUUUUCUUCUUUGUGGACACACUAAGCAAUCUCUCAUCAACAGCAAUAGAUAAAUAUACGAAAAUUCGAGAUCUGAGUGCAAAAGUAGGAGCCAUCAAUAGUAUAGCAACAUAUGUAGCUAAUCGGAAGAAAACUCCAUUUUAAAAACACAAACGAAAGGAAAAUUAACAAACA
Messenger RNA from Mytilus trossulus (common blue mussel), 794 nucleotides. RefSeq names its product glutathione S-transferase 1-like. The coding region runs from base 126 to 764 and encodes 212 amino acids. The record is from RefSeq and is a predicted model, not a curated record. Gene Ontology annotation, biological process: glutathione metabolic process. NCBI's taxonomy places the organism in Eukaryota, Metazoa, Mollusca, Bivalvia, Mytilida, Mytilidae. The transcript is spliced from 6 exons. Gene Ontology annotation, molecular function: glutathione transferase activity.